UUAGGAAUUCCACACAAAUUAUAUCAAGCAGACAUGAAAGAUUUACAAACUACAUUGCAAUACAUAAUUCCGACCUGUCAAUCAAACCGACCGUACUAGCCAAUCAAAACAUUCUAUCUCUUUACCGCGAAGAGCUCAUUACUUGGCCGCCAUAUUGUCCCACAAGCGCACGUCCCACAAAAUCCGUUCAAAACAUGGUUCUUCGUUGUGCAUGGGGCACAUGCACUGCAGAUGAGAGAUAUCCUGAUCGUAUGAAUGGAGCUCGUUUUAUUUUAUUUCCGAAGCCAAAGACGAACCUUGACAAGUGUCUACGGUGGAUUAAAGCCUGCGGUCGACCCCACGACCAGCUCAAUGUAGACCGCAUAAACAAACACAAAGCCGUGUGUUCAAAGCACUUUGAGGGAGGAGAUGGUCCAACUAGUAGUUAUCCAGACCCUUUACCUGCUGAUGGCUCUAAGUGCACACCUACCAUACAACUUCCCGUAAAAAAAAGAACACUUUCAAUUGGAACAGAUUUGUCAGUCACACAUGUUAAGAAAGGAAAGAACUUGCCAUUUGAUGAGAACACAGAUUUGUUAAAUUGCCAGGACAAGUCCAACAAAGAAAACUUACAGUUUACAGAAACAGCUGAAUCUUCAACACAGACUGAUGAAAAUUGGGUUUCACCUCUAGACAUCCUUUCCAUGGCAUCAGAGAUUCACCAUUUGAAAGCAAAGAACAAGGAACAAGCAAGGACCAUCGAAAAAUUAGAGGAACAAUUCAAAGAGAAGACUACAGUAAAACCUAGUUUUGGUGUCACACAGAUUUUAGGAAGGGAAGGGAAAUUGAAGAACCUCCACAAGUAUUACACAGGUAUAACAUGCAUAAGGUUUGCUGCAUUGUUGAGUUUCCUUGUGCCUCCAGGGAGCAGUAUUUCUUAUGAGAAAGGACGUAGACACCUCAAGGAACUUUCAAACGCUGAUGGUUUAUUUUUAACAUUAUGUCGUUUACGGCACAAUUUUGGAUUGAAAGAUCUUGCUGUGAGAUUUGGUCUUACUUUGCAGGCUACUGGUGUUGUGUUUAACACCUGGAUUGAACAUAUGUAUUUUAAAUUAGGACAGUUACCAAUAUGGCCUCAUCGUGAUACUAUUAUUGGCAACAUGCCCAGUGAAUUUCGGAGAUACUUCCCUACAUCAUUGAUUAUAAUAGAUGGAACAGAACUGAGAACUCAAACACCAUGUGGUCUAGGACUUCAAAGCCAGCUUUAUAGUGAUUAUAAGUCAAGCACAACAUUGAAAGGACUGGUAGGUUGUGAUCCUAAUGGAACAAUUAUGUUUAUAUCUGAGUUACAUUCUGGGGCUAUUUCAGAUAAAUCAAUCACCGAGGAGAGUGGAUUCUAUGAAACCCUAAACGCUAUGAAGGAUAAUGGAUUUGUUUGUGAUGGUGAUGCCAUUAUGGCUGAUAAAGGUUUCAAAAUUAUUGACAACCUGCAUAACUUGGGUUUAAGGCUUAACAUUCCACCGUUUGCAAAAUCUGGGGCACAAAUGAGCUGUGCACAAGUCAUUGAAACACAAAAAAUUGCCAAGCACAGAGUUCAUAUUGAGAGACUCAUUGCAAAGAUAAAAACAUACAAGAUUGUGUCGCAUCGGGUACCAACAGCGUUAUUUUGAAAAAUGAACCAAAUUUGGUCGGUUUGUUGUCAUCUUACACUUUUUCAAGAUGUUUUUGUAAACGAUAAAAUUCAGUAGUGACAAUGUACAGUGAUUUACAUAUACAAUUCAAAACUAAAUGUAAUAACCUGGUAAGAGAGAAUUGAUCCCAAGGCAACACGUCCAUAAAUUGUGUCAAUCUUUGGUGCUGCAUUAUACAUCAAAUGCUUUAAAGGGGUGCCUUCUAGACAUGACAGCGUGACCUUGUCAACUGCACUCACUACUGGUAAACUGUAAUUUGCAAGUUAAAGUGCAUUUUAUAUACAUGUAUGAUACCGUUUUUAAAGUAAACUAUGGAAGAAUUUAAGUUUUGUUAUUAUAUGCAAGA
Pecten maximus is the source of this 2016-nucleotide messenger RNA. RefSeq lists its product as uncharacterized. The transcript has 4 exons. The record is from RefSeq and is a predicted model, not a curated record. The coding region runs from base 195 to 1649 and encodes 484 amino acids. NCBI's taxonomy places the organism in Eukaryota, Metazoa, Mollusca, Bivalvia, Pectinida, Pectinidae.